Messenger RNA from Phlebotomus papatasi, 713 nucleotides. RefSeq names its product 60S ribosomal protein L18 (gene RpL18). The transcript has 3 exons. Gene Ontology annotation, biological process: translation. Gene Ontology annotation, molecular function: RNA binding; structural constituent of ribosome. Lineage: Eukaryota; Metazoa; Arthropoda; Insecta; Diptera; Psychodidae. The record is from RefSeq and is a predicted model, not a curated record. Gene Ontology annotation, cellular component: ribosome; cytosolic large ribosomal subunit. The coding region runs from base 89 to 655 and encodes 188 amino acids.
GUCAAAUGUGAGUUCCGGUGGCCAUUUCUUUUCCAAUCGCGGUGCAAGAAAACGUGGAUCGCUGAUUGUGUUUUCGUGAAAAUACAAAAUGGGUAUCGAUAUUUGUCAUAGAUAUGACAGGAAAACUCGCCGCCUGGAGCCUAAAUCUCAGGACGUUUACCUGAGGUUGCUGGUCAAGCUCUACAGAUUCCUGUACCGUCGUACCCAUAAGAAAUUCAACAAAAUCAUCCUUCGCCGCCUCUUCAUGAGCAGGACCAAUCGUCCACCAAUUUCCCUGCAGCGUGUUGUGCGCUUCUUGCAGGACAGCAAGAGACCCGAGAGCAUUGCUGUUGUUGUUGGCUCCGUCACUGAUGACAAGCGCGUGCUGACCAUCCCCAAGGUGCGUCUCUGUGCCCUGCACGUCACUGCUUCAGCCCGUGCUAGGAUCCUUGCCCAAGGUGGCGAGGUGCUGACUUUCGAUCAGCUGGCUCUCCUGGCCCCAACUGGGAAGAACACGAUCCUUCUCCAGGGUAAGCGUACAGCUCGUACCGCCCAUAAGCACUUCGGUAAGGCUCCUGGAGUCCCACACUCCCACACCAGGCCGUACGUGCGCUCCAAGGGACGCAAGUUCGAACGCGCUCGUGGUCGCAGACGCGGUUGCGGAUACAAGAAGUAAAGAAAAAUCUGUGGCUGAUGCUCCGGAAUUUCAGAAUACAAAGUUUCUGGACAGAUAA